Messenger RNA from Impatiens glandulifera, 721 nucleotides. Its product is annotated as ethylene-responsive transcription factor 12. The coding region runs from base 88 to 585 and encodes 165 amino acids. Gene Ontology annotation, biological process: regulation of DNA-templated transcription. Lineage: Eukaryota; Viridiplantae; Streptophyta; Magnoliopsida; Ericales; Balsaminaceae. The record is from RefSeq and is a predicted model, not a curated record. The transcript has a single exon. Gene Ontology annotation, molecular function: DNA-binding transcription factor activity; DNA binding.
CCCUCUUCAGUCCAGUUUAGUUUAGGGGACCCCCACUCCAUUUUGCUUUCUCUCUCUCUCUAUAUUUACUUACUGGUGGCUGUUCACAUGUCGUCGCCGCCGCCCAAGGAGGGACACUACAGGGGAGUACGGAAGCGGCCUUGGGGUCGUUACGCCGCCGAGAUAAGAGAUCCCUGGAAGAAAACCCGUGUCUGGUUAGGAACUUUCGACACUCCAGAGGAAGCUGCCCUUGCCUACGACGGCGCCGCCCGUUCUCUCCGCGGCGCUAAAGCCAAGACCAACUUUCCGGUUCCAACUUCUACUACAGUUGGUGGUCUUGCACUCGACCUCAACCAUAUUCCUUCUGAUCGGAGAUGGCCGGUGCCGCCAUCCCAUCUACUUGCCGGGCUUCAUCGUCACCAACACGAUGAAGUCGUGGGUGGGUGUACGGAUGUGAACAGGCAGAGAUUUAUGCGGCCGACUUCGUCGACGACGGGGACAGUAGGACCGACUAAUUCGGAAGGUGGUCCUGCUUUGGUGUAUUUUGGGAUAGUGAGACGUGGAUUGGCUGUGGAUUUGAAUGAGCCUCCGCCGUUGUGGCUCUGACCUAUUUCAUUUCUUUAAUAAUAAUAUUAUUAGUUUGAGCUUAAUUAGUAUUGUUUGUUUGUUUGUUUGUAAGUUGUUUGACUGUUGUAAAAAAUGGGUCUUACUUUAAUUAUUAGCUUUUUUUUCUAAUCUUCUA